This is a messenger RNA of Conger conger (European conger), 4070 nucleotides long. Its product is annotated as cadherin-2-like. Gene Ontology annotation, molecular function: calcium ion binding; cadherin binding. Gene Ontology annotation, biological process: adherens junction organization; brain development; homophilic cell-cell adhesion. The transcript has 16 exons. The coding region runs from base 136 to 2835 and encodes 899 amino acids. The record is from RefSeq and is a predicted model, not a curated record. Lineage: Eukaryota; Metazoa; Chordata; Actinopteri; Anguilliformes; Congridae. Gene Ontology annotation, cellular component: plasma membrane; neuron projection; cytoplasm.
GAGAGAGCAGAGGAACGAGGCUGCUUCAUGCUGCUGUCCUUGCCGCCUUUGUUGAACGGAACGUCGUAACGCAUCGGUCCAAAAAGGAUACAUAAUUAUCACGGAUUCGUUAAGGAGGAGAUAAAAUCCAUAUCCAUGUAUCCAAACGAGGGCUCGGGGGUGCUUUUGUUGUCGCUCCUGGCAGCGUUUCAGAUCUCCACGGAAGGCAGAGAAGCCUCCCUCUGCAGACCUGGAUUUACAGAGGACGUGUACCACGCAGCCAUAUCCGGGGGGGUGACUGAGGGACAGCCUCUCUUCAACGUGAGAUUCCUUGACUGUGGAAAAAACAGACGACUACAGUUCGAGAUCAGCGAUCCUGUCCACUUCCGAAUAAAGGCUGAUGGCCUGGUCUAUGCCAUAAAGACUUUCCAAAUCUCAAUCAAUCAGACCAUGUUUCUGAUAAUCAAGGCCCGAGAUGCUGACUCUCAGGAACAGUGGAAGUCAGAGGUGAAGCUAUCUUCUAAGCCUGGUGUAAGUCAGCAGGAGAUCCAGGAGAUCCUGUUUCCACGGCAGCAGCCAGGUGAUGGCAGCGGCCUGAAACGCAUGAAGAGAGAUUGGGUCAUCCCCCCCAUCAAUGUCCCCGAAAACUCCAGGGGACCCUUUCCCCAGGAGCUCGUCAGGAUCCGAUCGGAUCACGAUAAAAGCCGGUCCCUGCGGUACAGCGUCACUGGGCCCGGAGCGGACCAACCUCCCACCGGAAUCUUCAUUAUUAAUCCAAUUUCGGGAGAAGUGUCCGUGAGAAACCCGCUAGAUCGGGAGCAGAUAUCCAACUUUCACUUGAGGGCCCACGCAGUCGACCUGAAUGGCAACCAGGUGGAGAACCCCAUCGACAUCGUCAUCAACGUCAUCGACAUGAACGACAACCGGCCUGAGUUCAUCCACCAGAUCUGGAACGGGACAGUACCGGAAGGCUCCAAGCCCGGGACCUUCGUAAUGACCGUCACCUCGAUGGACAAGGAUGACCCAAAGACCUCCAACGGAAUGCUGCGUUACAAGAUCCUGUCCCAGAAUCCUGAGAGCCCCACCUCCAACAUGUUCACCAUUAACAACCAAACAGGAGGCAUCAUUACGGUGGCAGCAGGGCUGGAUCGAGAGAAAGUGCCACAGUACACCUUAAUAAUUCAAGCCACCGACAUGGAAGGAAACCCCAUGUACGGGCUGUCGAACACGGCGACCGCUGUCAUCAAAGUCACGGACAUCAACGAUAACCCUCCAGAGUUCACCGCCGACACCUUCUACGGGGAAGUGCCCGAGAACAAGAUUGGCGUGACCGUGGCCAACCUUGCCGUGACGGACAAGGAUCAGCCCAACACGCAAGCCUGGAACGCCGUGUACAAGAUCACCGGUGGAGACCCUACAGGACGCUUCACCAUCCCCACCGACCCCACCACUAACGAGGGCCUAGUCACCGUCGUCAAGCCGAUCGACUAUGAGACCAGCAGGACAUUUGUGCUCACCGUGGUGGCGGAGAACCAGGCAUCCCUGGCCAGAGGCAUCCACCUCCCCCGCCAGUCCACCGCCACCGUCUCCAUCAAAGUCAUCGAUGUCAACGAGAGCCCGUACUUCGAGCCCAACCCCAAGCUCCUGAAGCUGGAGGAGGGUCUGCCGGCUGAAUCAGUGCUCAGCACCUUCACCGCCCAGGACCCCGACCGCUUCAUGCAGCAGAACAUUCGGUACUCUAAACUCUCUGAUCCAGCAAACUGGCUCAGGAUAGACCCCGCUAAUGGGCAGAUAUCCACCAUCGCCAUGCUGGACAGGGAGUCACCAUACGUGAAAAACAACUAUUACAUCGCCACUUUCUUAGCAACAGACACCGGUGUGCCCCCAGCGAGCGGAACGGGCACGCUGCAGAUCAUCCUGCUGGACAUCAACGACAACGCACCCCACAUCUUCCCCUCGCUGGUGGAAGUGUGCGAGAAGCCAGAGCCCAACGCCAUCAAUCUCACCGCCAUUGACCACGACCUCAACCCCAACGCCGGCCCCUUCGCCUUCGAGCUGGCCUUCUACCCGUCCGACAUCCGCAAGAACUGGACCGUCACGCGGCUGAGCGGAGACUACGCACAGUUGAGUCUGAAGGUUGCCUUCCUGGAGAGCGGUAUAUACGACGUGCCCAUCAUCAUCACAGACUCAGGGAGCCUGCCCAUGUCCAACACCUCGUACCUGCGGGUGAAGGUGUGUCAGUGCGACCACAACGGCGAGUGUGCGGAUGUGCAGCGCAUCAUCGCCGCUGGGCUGGGCACCGGAGCCAUCAUCGCCAUCCUGCUCUGCAUCAUCAUCCUCCUCAUCCUGGUGCUGCUGUUCGUGGUGUGGAUGAAGAGGAGGGAUAAGGAGCGGCAGGCCAAGCAGCUGCUGAUCGACCCCGAGGACGACGUGCGCGACAACAUCCUGAAGUACGACGAGGAGGGUGGCGGAGAGGAGGACCAGGACUAUGACCUGAGCCAGCUCCAGCAGCCCGACACGGUGGAGCCCGAUGGUGUCAAGCCCGUGGGAAUCCGCCGUAUGGACGAGAGGCCCAUCCACCCCGAGCCGCAGUACCCCGUCCGGUCCGCCGCUCCCCACCCGGGCGACAUUGGCGAAUUCAUCAACGAGGGGCUUAAGGCCGCAGACAACGACCCCACAGCGCCCCCCUACGACUCCCUGCUGGUGUUCGACUACGAGGGCAGCGGCUCCACCGCCGGCUCCCUGAGCUCGCUCAACUCCUCCAGCAGCGGGGGCGACCAGGACUACGAUUACCUCAACGACUGGGGGCCGCGCUUCAGGAAGCUGGCAGACAUGUAUGGAGGCAGCGACGACUAAUUUAACAAACAAAAUGUUGAAGAAAAGAGAGCAGAAAAGGAUGUGGCUUCGUUUGGGGGGAACAGGAACAAAAAAAGUAAAUUAAACCAUGUUCCCGAAGAGAGAUCCAACAACGGUGAUGGGAAUAUAAAAAAUAAAAAAAAGGAAAUUUUAAAAAGAGGCUUAACGCAGUCCACUUGCGCACCCGCUUGUCAGAGGCUUCGACGCGGUCUUGCUUGUCCGGUUUGUGGUCGAAGGGGCACAUCGGGAGAACUGACUCUGUUUGGAUGGUUGAUAUUUAGGGCGCUCAGUUACACUUGAAUUUCACAGUACAGAAGCACUGGGAGUUUAUGUGCCUUUUUGUACAACUUUGGAUCUGAAUGAUUAGUUUUAUGUUCAAGGCUUUAAUGGUACUGACGUUUGGAGUGAUUUCAAAACUUAAAGAGAGUAUGUUAAACUACAGUAUGCUUCUACAUGCUUUUUUUGGUUACACCAUACUGCUGUUUGUUGAAAACAAUUAUUUAAAUGACAAAAAAAAAAAAAAAAAGAAGGAAUAUUUGUUAGCUUGGACGGGAUGAAACAUCUGAGAAUGGCAAUGUACAGUUCGCUAGACUUUUAGAUAGUUUUUUCACUAAAAAAAUUGAAACUUAUGCAGCUGGUUGCAAAGGGAGUCAUACAUCAUAAUUUUGUAGAGGAAUAAGUUUUGUUUUUCUGAAGUGGUAUAGUAUUUUACACAAACAUAUGUAUUUUGUUCUAAUCCAUGUCCACUUUCUUUGCCUUAGUCACCCUCUGAAACUUUGAUUUUUACUUCACUGUAAAGAAAUUGUGUGUACAUAAUGUUUAUUUUUUUCUUUCUUCAUCAUUUUCAACGUAGUCUACAAUGUGCAAAAAGUUCAGAACUUGUAAAUGUAUAAUUUGGACUACAGGUUUUUUGCAUGUUUUUAUCUUUUCACUAUAAAAAAGGUAUUUCCAAAAUUUAUUUACAAAAAAAAAGACAUUGCAAAACUGGGUGACAUAUAAAGAGUAGAAGGUAAGUCUUUUGUAUAAAAAAAAUAAAAUGUGAAAAAAAGUCUAAUCAGCACAACCGUUUGAAUUUGUACCAAAAAAGGGGGGUGUUAUGACACCAAUGUUGCUAAUAACAGCUUUAAGACUGGAAAGUUUUGUUUUUUUGUCAGAAGGUUUGUGGAUAAUAUUAUGUACCAGAAUACAAGUGACAUCUCUGAUCCCAACCCUCCAAAUAAAAUGCUAAUUUUGGA